GAGGCCGGAGCGGGAGCGGCACCGGGACGGACAGCGAGCCCGGCGGCCGCGCCAUGCGAGCGGGCUGAGCCGCGGGCAGGGCCGGGGGAGGCACCGAGCGGCCUUCGUGCGCCGGGCAGAGCGGGCGAGCGGCGGGGGCGGCGCCUCCGGGUCCAAGGCGCUGGUGUUUUGCCCUGUCUGGAGCCUGAGGUCCCGUGUGCCCAUCCGCCUCCCGACGUCACCAAUGCGACCAUGGGAACUGGCAGUGAAUAGGCGGCCUCCCUCUGCCCCUUUUAACCAACGCCGUUUCUCAGGGGGACCCUGCAGCAGCCCUGACCACCUCCGGCGAAGCCCCCCUGCCAGGCGUCAGUGGGGACGACGCGACCGACCUCUGGCAACCCUGCUGGGCCAGGAUGAGACCCAGCUGCACCCUGCCUUCCCCCAGCAGCCGCACAUCCCUGUAGAUGAGCCCCGCGCCUACGCUCUCCCCAGCACACCGCCACGAAUGCUUCAUCCGGCCGCACACCCGCCCCACCAGAACCCAUUCAUGGUGGAUCUGCAUGACCAGGUGCACCAGGGACCUGUCCCUCUCUCCUACACGGUUACCACCGUCACGACGCAAGGCUUCCCCAUCCACGCCGGCCAGCACAUCCCUGGGUGCAGCACCCAGCAGCUCCCAGCAUGCUCAGUGAUGUUCAGUGGACAGCACUACCCGCUCUGCUGCCUCCCGCCCCCGCUGAUCCAGGCAUGCGCCAUGCAGCAGCUCCCUGUCUCCUACCAGACGUUCCCCCCCAUCAUCUCCAGCGACCAUUACAUCCUGCACCCGCCGCCGCCGCCAGUGCCCCCCCACCAGCCGCCCCACAUGGCCCCCCUGGGGCAGUUCGUACCUCUCCAAGCCCAGCACCCGCGCAUGCCUCUGCAGAGGAUAGACAAUGACGUGGACCUGCGAGGGGAGCAGCACCCCAUCGCGGGCUUCACGUACCCCCCGUCCCACCACGCUCCCGCGCUGUCCCCCUCCGUGCCGCUGCAUUACCUCCCCCACGACCCGCUGCACCAAGAGCUGCCGUUCGGCGUGCCAUACCCCCACAUGAUGCCCCGGCGGCUGAACACCCAGCGGUACCGGCUGCAGCAGGCGCUGCCCCCGCCGCCGCCCCCGCCGCCGCCGCCCCCGUAUUACCCGAGCUUCCUGCCCUAUUUCCUCUCCAUGCUUCCCGUGUCACCGACGGCCGUGGGGCCCACGAUCAGCCUGGACCUGGACGUGGAUGACGUGGAGAUGGAGAACUACGAGGCGCUGCUGAACCUGGCCGAGCGGCUGGGGGAGGCCAAGCCGCGGGGACUCACCAAAGCAGACAUCGAGCACCUCCCGUCCUACCGCUUCAACCCCGAGAGCCACCAGUCCGAGCAGACCUUGUGCGUCGUGUGCUUCAGCGACUUCGAGGCGCGGCAGCUCCUCCGCGUCCUGCCCUGCAACCACGAGUUUCACGCCAAGUGUGUCGACAAAUGGUUAAAGGCGAACCGCACGUGCCCCAUCUGCCGGGCAGACGCGUCGGAGGUGCAGCGGGAGGCGGACUGAGGCUGGCAGGCGCUGUGCCGCACAACUCGCUAGAGGAAGAGGACGUCGGGCCAGGGGCGGGGGGGCCGCUUGCCCGCUGCCAGGGCCUGACCGUGCGCUUGCCCCCCUCCCCAAAGCCUCUCCUCGGAUGUGGUGAGAAUUGAGCAAUCCGGGAUCCCGGCCAGUCCUCCUCCUCCCCGCCGUGGCACGGACUCGGCCGGACGCCUGCCCGCGGCGCCCCCGGGGCCCCGAAUCGUGCUGUGCUGGUGGCGGGAGGCGCGUGGCCGUGUCCUCCGCACUCCAAAGACGCUGUUGUUGCUCCAUCACUUUCCAGGUCUUUGUACUGUUAGGGACUUUUUUUUCCCUUUUUUUUUUUUUUUUAAUGCUGUUAGACUUUUUUUUUUUUUUUCCGUUUCCUUUUCUUUUCCGUUGCGUUUUUGGUUUCGUGGCCGUCGGGCCCAGCGGCGCGCGGCUCCUCCCCUCGGCGUUGCUCACAGAGGAAGCGGGGAGGAAGGAGGAGGAGGAGGAGGAGGAGGAGGAGGAGGAGGAAGCAUCAGCGCGGGUUUGAUGCCGGCGGCGGCGGGCACCCGCGGCUGGACUGGCCCCUGGGGCGCAGCCACAGCAGUUGGUCGGCGGAGCGCGGCCCAGGCGGGACACCAGCAACCCAAGGCAUUACCGGGGCACGAACGCGUCCGUCCCUCGCUCCCGCCCGGAGCCUGGCGCGGCCCCUCUCCCCGUCUCGCCUGCUCCGGGUAGCCCAGGAGGGUGAUGGCGGCUUCGUUUCUUUCCCAGGCGGGAGGAUGACGCUCCCGCGGCCCCGGCCCCUUUCCCCGCUCCCUCCUGCCCAGCGAGAGCUAGCGCAGCUCCCGGGGCCGAGGACACGUCCCGAGAGGCGGUCGGGCCCGGAGGGCCGCGGCGAGGCCCCACGGCCCGUCCCCCAGGUCCCCGCGGCGCCGGGCUCCCCGCGGCACCUCCAGGCUGCCCCCCGCGGGGCUCGAUCCCGCCGCCGCCGGUGGAAGCGGCCCCGCGCGCGAGCCGGAGACCCCGUCCUGCUGGCUGGACGGUGGCGGAGGGGGGGGGUGUCCCCUCUCCGACCCCCCCUCCGAAGUUGGGGCUUCUUUUAAUCCGUACCCUCGUGGUGUAUCUUCCCCUCGGGUCUCGAGCGGCCCGUUCAGCGCUAACCCCUUGCCCUGUCCCGGCCGGUGCCGAGCGCGGGGCCCCCGGCAGCGCCGCCGCUCGGCCCGUGGGUGCAGGCGUGCGUGGGGCGGGCUGGCGGCGCGGUGUGCCGCCCUGCGCGCCGCCCCGCCGGCCGAGGCAAGGCAGAAGCCGCCGACCCGCCACCCGGUUCCAGAAACUCUUAUCGCCGAAGUUGUUUUGCAUGAUUAAUUAACGAGGAGGAGGAGGAGGGAGGGGGGAGGGCGGGAAGGAAAGACGAGCCCUCCCUUGACGGUGUGUGUUGCUGACGCGUGGGAGACUCCGAGAGGACGCCAACCCUAUGUAAAUGUUCACAAAUAUGCAUGCAUGUAUGACCAGCUUGGAACGUGGUAUUGGCUACGUCUAGCCAG
Messenger RNA from Rhea pennata, 3096 nucleotides. It is a transcript of the gene RNF44, whose product is annotated as ring finger protein 44. Gene Ontology annotation, molecular function: ubiquitin protein ligase activity. The transcript is spliced from 11 exons. Gene Ontology annotation, biological process: protein ubiquitination. The record is from RefSeq and is a predicted model, not a curated record. Lineage: Eukaryota; Metazoa; Chordata; Aves; Rheiformes; Rheidae. The coding region runs from base 224 to 1552 and encodes 442 amino acids.